AUGCGACAGUUCACCCUUGUGCGAGAGCUCCAGACGGAGCGGACGGCACCCGCCACCGACGUCACCGCCAACAAGCGCAACAUGCAGGAGCUCGAAGAAAAUCUGCUGUACAAGCUAACCACGGUGCAAGGCUCACUGGUGGACGACGAGGCGGUGAUCGAGGUGCUGAACGUGACCAAGAACAAAGCGGCUGAGGUGCGCGAGAAGGAGGCGGUGGCCGCAGAGGCAGAGGUCAAGAUCAGCACGGCCCUUGAGGAGUUCCGGCCAGUGGCGACGCGGGGCAGCGUACUCCAUUUCCUGAUCGUCGACAUGGCCGUGGUCAAUUUCAUGUACCAGGCGUCCCUGUGCCGCGGCUUGUACGAGGACCACAAGUUCGUGUUCACCCUGCUGCUGUCGCUCAAAGUAGACAUGGAGCGGGAGUACGUGUCGCACGAGGAGUUCAACACAUUCAUCAAGUUCGGGAAGAUGAGAGUAGGGUGA
Messenger RNA from Schistocerca gregaria, 480 nucleotides. RefSeq names its product dynein axonemal heavy chain 5-like. NCBI's taxonomy places the organism in Eukaryota, Metazoa, Arthropoda, Insecta, Orthoptera, Acrididae. The record is from RefSeq and is a predicted model, not a curated record. Gene Ontology annotation, molecular function: minus-end-directed microtubule motor activity; dynein intermediate chain binding; dynein light intermediate chain binding. The transcript has 2 exons. Gene Ontology annotation, cellular component: dynein complex. The coding region runs from base 1 to 480 and encodes 159 amino acids. Gene Ontology annotation, biological process: microtubule-based movement.